GUGAUCACCGUUCGCUUACUCACGCCAUAGCACCUCACACAACAACAACCAGGGUCCCCAACACAGCAGGAGCAGGCAAGGACGAGGAACAGGAGUCGGGAAGGGCAAGCGGUUUCUCUGAGGCACUGAGGACGGAGGACGCACCACAACUCGAUUGUGGUCGCUCCUUGUCGGAGGCGAACCGUCAGCACCCACACACACGCAAGCUCGCGCUCACACGCCCAGCAAACACGGCUGCUGAUGGGAAACGAACACACCGGCAGCAAGGAGCUAUGGAGACUACGGCUUCGCGCGCAGCGCCACCGCACCGCCUCGCCAGGCCAGGGCUAAAGCGAGCGCGCACUCCCACGACGCUGAAGGAAGAGACCAAUGAUCAUAUUGCCUGGCAGCAGCAACAACCCCUUGGUGCUUUCGACCCCUCAGCGGCAGCGCAGCAUCGCACUCGGGGUCCUUGGCAGGGGGGAGAGGGUGCUUCCGCUACCGGAGGCGCCAAGGAUGAUGGUGGUUCUGUCGGCACCGGGGAAGGCGGCGGCGGCAGGGGUCAUCUCCGCGGGCCAGCGAGGCACCGGUCGGCAGCAGCGUCGCACGUGCCUCGCCAGCGGGCGUCGACGACAGCGGUCUUGGCGGUCGCCCUCUUGAGAGCGACCGCCGCGGCGGCGGCGGCGGCGGUGGCGACGGUAACCUCGCCUGUGCCCGCCGACUUCCGACCGGCGGCCACGGCGCUGUCGUCCAGGCUAUGCUCCCCGGCGGAAGGCUCCCGGGCCUACGUUACCACCAUCGCCGCCAUCGGCGGCGGCUUCGGGGCUUCGGGCGGAAGCAACGGGGACAAGAGCGGCGACCGACUGCUGGGAGCGAGGGUUCUGGCGCAGUCUCUGAGGUCCGCGGGCGCGAAGGGCGACAUCGUGGUGCUAGUGCCGCUGGAGAGGGCGACCGGGCCGACGUUGGACUCGCUUCGGAGGGACGGACUCACGGUGCAGAUCGUGCCCAAGGGGCUGCAGUCCGCCGGAGGAGAGAUCGUAUCCGAGGAGCUGAUGACCAAGGUCUCCCUUUGGAGCCUGACGUCCUACGACCGCGUCGUGUUCCUAGACCCCCGAUCGCUGAUCCAGAAGAACCCGGACGCCCUGUUCGCUUGCGAGGGCUUCUGCGCGGCGGGGGCCGUGCACUCGCCGUCCUCGUCCCCUUCGUUUCAGCCUGGCUGGGCGCAGGAGGCCGGAGCUGCGGUCGGUGCCGCCGCGCAGCAGCAGCCGCCGCCGGUGUCUCUGGCGCACGGGUUGGGAGGCAGCGGUGAGGAGGACGACGACGAUGACGAGCACGACGGAGUUGCGGCGGCGGCCGCGGCGGCGGUUCUCGAGAAGCCACUCUCGGUUCCGCCAUCUUGGCAGCCCUCCACCUCCGUCAUGGUCCUGGAGCCGUCGCUGGAGGUGCACGCGGCGAUGCUGGACAAGCUCACGCGGACCCCGGCGGCCGGCAGCCUCGAGGCGCAGGUGUUCCUGUCCUCGUUCUUGAUGGGGGCCGGCACCGACGCCGGCGACCGGUGCACUCAGUUCGAAGACCCGGUCGAGAACGCGCCGUCCGACCGCGGACGGAGCCGCGGCGGCGGGCUUGUAGCAGGACAGGGUGGCGGCGGCGGGUGGGAGGACGAAGAAGCAGGAGGGGCUAUUUUCCAAGGCGACGGUGGGUUCGGUGACGCAGGAGUAGAUGGCGGUGGCAGCUUCUUGGAGGACGCACUCAUGCCGGUGGUGCUCCUGAACGGGCCGCACGUCCCCCGGUGCAGUGCAGGGCGCAAGCGCACCUCGGAGGGCGUGUGCCAGCGCCUGCCAUACACGUUCGCGGCGCCGUCCACCGACUUCCAAGGCGGCAAGAACAGCUGGGGGGGCGGGGCGCAGAAGGACGACAGGGUGACUCCGGAGCCGCACAUCGUGCACUUCGCCGACGAGGACACGCCGUGGAAGAGGCUGGCGUACCUCCACAAGCCCCUGUUCUGGAAGUGGAACGCGUACCGGGAGCAGCUCGAGUGCCCUUACGGCAACUUCUUCGCGCCGUGGGUGCUCUUCUUCAUCCCCUGCGUCGUCCUCGCGUUCGCGCGCGUCUACUACAAGACGGCGAGCGGCGGCAGCGGCGGCAGCGGCCGCAACCGCCGGACACCCUACGGCGGCGGGGGCGGCGCCGCAGACUUGCCGCAGGACGGUUGCUCCCCUUCGAAGAGCCGGAUCCCCUGGCUGCGGAGUACGAAGCAGCUGCCGGAGCACCAGCAGCACCAGCAGCAGUUAGCCAUCCUUCCCGCUUGCCGGAUGGCCGCUGCGUACGACGGCGCCGCCACCGCCGGCGCCGGCUGUCUCGAGGCGGCAGCGGCGUCCAGGAUUAGAAACUCGUCGGGCGGCGGCGGGGGCGGCGGCGGCGUCUGCAUCGCGGUCGGGGCGGACCCAUCCUCCUCGUUCCCCCCCUCCUGUCUCGCGGCAGGAGGAGGAGGAGGAGGAGGAGGAGGAGGAGAGCAGCAGUUACCGUUAGGGGUGUGCUACGUCCUGUCGACGCUGGUGGGAAUGUUUGGUCUGUUGUGGUUUCGGGGGGCGAGGGCGCUAGCGCGCGAGGUGGUGGACGCCGGGUGGCACCCUGUUAUCUCGGUCUCGGUGCACGACGCCUGGCUGUGCUGCGCCCUGGUCGUCGGGCUGUACGUGAUGGACUACCUGUUCUUCGCCCUGGUGACCCGCGGCCGAACGCUGCCGAAGGACUCGGUUGCCGUGGCCGCCGUUGUUUUUGCGGCCCGAUUCCUGCAUUCCAUGGCGAUGGACGGCGAGGGGAGCAGCAGCGGCGGCGGCGGCGGCGGCGGCGGGGGCGUGAUCUGGGCGGGCGUCGUCGGUGCGGGGGUCAUCGCGCUUGGCUUCGGCCACGGCAGUCGCGCCGGCGUCGUGCACCACCUGUCCGGCCGCGCCCACUUCCGCUGCGUGGCGGCGAGCUGCGUCGUUAACACGGCGAUCUCGCUUGCAGUGUGCUGUGCUGGACCGGAAGCGCACCGAGUGGCGACCCGCCGCAUCCAGUCGGCUGCCGUGACGGCGCAGAUGGUGUUCAUCGCGCUGGUCUACGCCUCGGUGAUCGGCGGAGCUCGCCUGCGGUCCGACAUCGACGAGGCAGGCUCGAAGAUCGGCCGCACGUGCUCCUCGGCCUCUUUCGUGGCGGACGCGUUGAUCGGGGCGGCGUCGGGCAAGGGCGGGAGCAGCACGUCGGCGGGGGCGGCGGGGGCGGCGGUGGUGGCGGCGGUGGCGGCGGCAGUGGCGGCACCGUCUUCGUUGUUGGUGGCACAAGAGAGAGCGUCGGAGGGCCGCGCUAGCGGUGUCGUCGUCGGAGGAGGAGGGGGAGGGGGAGGGGAGGGAGCACAGCGGUGGAGCGCCGUCUCGUGGAUAAAAAAGCUCACGUGGCACCGGCGCCGGGUGGCGGCGGGCAUCGCGCUCCUGGUUCUCUGGAAGGUGUCCUCGGCGAACCUCCGACCGGCGAGCCCAGCCAGGCACUUCGAGAAGUACGGCCAGUCUUGUCUCGAGAGCCAGGCCGGGUUCGUCGAGGCGGGCGGCAAGCGCCUGUCCAGGGUGUGCGGGGCGGAGCAGGCGCUGCGGCCGGUCGCGACGGGGGCCUACUUCGAAGCCUUCCGGCAGGACAAGGUAUGCCUCGAGGUCGCGGGCGGGGGCUUCCUGACCCUGGGCCGGGUUCACGUCGCCCAGGCGUGCCUCCCGGAGUUCCAGUUCGUGUUUCAAGAGGUAGCGCCAACCAAGCUGUCGUCGAAGGACAAGGGCGACGGCAGCGGCGGUGGGGGGAGACUGGUCGUCGGGGGGGGCACCGCCGCGGAGAGCGUCGAGUACUGCAUCUAUAACCCCGCGUCCGGGUUCUACCUUAGCGCGCAGGGCCGCCCGAGAGCGCAGUGCGGGGCGAUGGAGCACUGGCGCGUGAGGGCGGCCCCGCUCGCGCCUGGCCUGAAGGGCGGCGGCGGAUCCUUGGCCGGGUCAGGGGGGACCUCGACGAAGGCGAAAUCGGCGUUUUCGGCGCUCCUCCACCCGAACUUCCUCUCGCGGGCCCCCCUGCUCACCUUCUACGGGUAUCUCCUAGCGGCGACGGCUCUGCUCGUCGCCAGGGCCCUGUUCUCGAUGCUGGCGACGUCGCCGUGCGUGGGGGCGACCGGCCGCGGCAGCAGCAGCGGCAGUGGUGGUGGUGGCGGCCACAAGCACCACCGGGAUCUCGGCGCGCGGCAGCGGUCGAGGGGACGGGCUCACUCGCGUUCUCACGGUAGCAGCUUUGGCGGCUUCGUCGACACCGGGUAUCUGGGCGACCCGGGCUACGCUGGGGACGCGGAGACCGGUGGCGAGGUUACGCGUGGUCCCUCCGUUUCUCCUGUGGCAGCGGCGGGAGGCCAGCGGCCGGAGUGCAUGGGCUGGGAUGUUGACGUGAUGGACAUGGAGAGACUAGGCAGCGCUGGGGUUUCAGGGGCAGGGGGGAGGCCGGCGAGGCACCCGUUGAGAAGAGAGGCGUCUUCCUCCGCCGGCUCCGCCGCUCCCACCUGUGGCGGGUUGCUGUCCAAGGUGCUCUCCGGGCUGGUCGUCGCCUGCGACGCCACGCUGUUGGCCGGCCUGUGGUGCCUCGUCCCGGCGCACUUCGCGCAGGCGAUGACCGCGCUGACGCGGGAUCACCACUCGGCGAUUGACCAGGGCCUAGGCAUGGACUCCAACGCGGCCCCGGCGGACAACAUCUGGUCCAGGAGUCUAGGAGAAGGGGUCGACAGCGGCGGCGGCGACGGUGAGGCGGAGUCGGAGGCGGCGGCGGCGGUCUCGUGCGACAGUGGGGCGUGGUGGGUCAUGUCGGCGCUCGUGCGCUGGCACCUGCUGUUUCUGCUGGUGGCGUUCUGCCACCUGCACGGCGCCGUCAGCGCGUCCUCCUCCGCCGCGAGCACGCAGCGGUGGCGAAACCGCCGCACGGGCAAGAAGGCCAAGGCCUCCGCCGGCGCCGCCGAGCUCCGCCGCCGCUCGCCCCGGUCGUUCUGGGGCCUCCGGUCCGGCGAGCGCCUGGCGAUGCGGCUGCGGACGGCGAUGGGGGUCCUGACGCUGCUGUUGCUGUCGGCGGUGCUGCUGCUGCCGGAGAGGUCCGGCCUGCUGUUCGCCGGGCUCCACAAGCACCCCGGCUGGGCUCGGUGCGCUCCGGCGGCCGGCCUGGACGAGUCAUGGGGCGUCGUGUCGCCCUUGCUCGUGUUCGCCGUGCUGGCGGCGACUUGCGGUGUGUACCUGCGGGCCGGAUCCUCGCCGGCCGUUCGCUGCCUCGCCGCGGCCGCGCUCGUGGUGGCGGGGGCGGCGGUCGCGGCGGCGUCAGGGCGGGAGUAUCUAGUCCUCGCCCUCGCCGCGGCGGCGAUGGACUGGGCGGCGUGGGCGAUCGCCGGGGUGAUGUCGUGCGUCUGCUACCAGACCGAGGAGGACGGCGAUGGGGGCGGCUUGUCGACGACGGCCGCGGCCCCGCGGCCGCGGCCGGCGGCGGCGGAACGAGAAAGCAGCGGGAGUACCGACGGCGGCGACGGUGGUCGCAGGACCGUCACGUCGACGGGGACGUCGAGAGGCAGCGGGGUGCGGCAUCGCAUGAACGAAGCGGCGCGGCGGAUGUCGCCGACGCGUUGGGUGGUCGGUAUUCGUGGGAGGGGCAGGAACGGAGGACGGGUACUGGGGGAAUCGGUGGCGAGGAGCGCCGAGUCGAAUCUCUAGAGUUUACCUGAGGUCGUUGGUAUGUCGUGGUGUAUUUAUUUGCUCCCUGCCGCCGUUCUUUUGUGUUCGUCGUAAGGGUGAAAUUUUGAACGCGGUGCGUGUCUGAUUUGAGAUUCCCCUCGUGCAACAUAUUAGCUCUAGCCCGCGAACCUUUGCUUCGCAGCUGGUAUCUCUUCAGCAGUUGGGCUGGGGGGAAAAGAAGAAAAUUGUUCAUGUCUUCCGCGUUGUCUUUGUUGUGUCAUGUGAAGUAGCGACGAAUGCCGGUGACGGCGUUAUUUUUUAUAUUUUUUGUGUGAGUGGCGUGUUUGCGCGAAGUGUCUAGGGGCCGUACGAGCAGAUGCAGUAAGAGGGUAUGACUAGAUUGAUGUGAGGGUUUGAUUGUUGAGCAGCUCUAUUCACUUCCCGCCUGUGCACUUUUCACGCCAUAUGUGGUGGUGUGCGGCCGGCGACUAUCCUCAUCGUCCCGGCAAAAAAAAAAUGCUUGCUCGUCGCCUUGUGUCUGUUGUUGAGGGCUACCUGCUGCGUUUCUGGUUGCGCCCUUGGCGUGCGCCCUGAAGCAUGCGCGUCUUGUUAAGUUUUUGAUCGUGCCGCCUUGAAACCGGUGUCGAGACUUGCGGGGUGUCCAGUUCGAUGGUGCGGCUAGGUAGAGUACAGAUGAGUAUGCGUUUUUCCACACGACACCGAGGGGCCCCGCAGAUAGCAGCGGUUGUUCUUGCGCCAGGCACCCACUUCUUGUUUUUACCUGUUUUUGGUUUGUUCAGCUCUUGGGGAGGUUCGAUCACGGCGGUCCCCGUCUUUUCUUUGUUGCCCAGCACUACUGUACAAUGACUUUUGUUCUGUUGUCGGUCGGUGCUUGUGGACCGGCCGGGCACCGAAAGGGAGGUUCGGUCCGUUUCUGCCUCAACAAAGCUCUGACAUGUGGCAACUGGCCCUUGGGGCGCGCAGAUGAAAUCGCCUGCAGCCAAGUCCACAGCAAUUUUGUUUUUUUUUGUGCGUGUGUGAGGCGGAGGGCAAGUCGCCGUGUUCUGUAGUGUCGAUCUUGAAGUGAGCUCUCGCCGGUGUUCCCCAGACCUCGUCAGGGCUCUGUUUCCCUCUCAACAUGAGAAGAAAUGGAGCCAGCUGCGUCCGUUUGCGGGCGCGGUCGACGGGUCUGUAUUACACCAGACGAUGUAGAAGUCACUGCAGUUGUGUUUCUUGGGCGUGGUGCAAGAUGCAACCGUGGAGAGGGCGGCGGAGGGUCCCGUGAGAUACGGGAGGCGUGUAAGGCACUGUGCUGCUUUGUCGUAAGAUGGCACGAUCUGCUUUCGGCAAUGCUCUUGUGCUAGCGGCGUUUCGUUGCCGCGGUUGGACGUGGUGUUUUGUGUCACAGGUGUAAUACGGGGCGAGAGUCUGCCGCAGGUAUUUUUUGGGUCGUGAAGGAGGUUGAUCCAGUUUGCGAGGAAAGGGGGGCGUGUGCUGGUCUCGCGUCAAAAACGAAGGGAAAAAAAGUCCCAUGUCCAUCCCCACUUAUUUGUUGAUUAUGUUUGGGUUUUUGGUAGCUUCCAGUACUGAUUUUGCCUGUUUUUACGAGCUCGUUGAUGGUGUGGUGGCGUGCUGGGUAAGGUGACACACGACAGCAGUUGGUGUCGCGUUGAAUGUCGUUGAUUCGAAGUAGGUGCUGUAUGGCGUCGUGCAGGAAAAGCGCGAAAAGGAGGAGGGGAAGUGCUGUCUGACAUGAUGAUUUUCCGAUCGAAGAACCACUGGGGGGCGAAGCGAGGCAAUUCUUUACACCGAAGAGACGGGCGACCUUUCGCUGCAUCAAGAAACAACGCAGGUCUUGACCAAACGCAUCUAUUCCGUUUUCACGUAUUUGCGCAACAAUUUAUUCGUUUAAUGCAUACGUUGUCUGCUUCCCCUGUCAGUAUUAUGAAGGCUCGCCAUCUUAAUAGCUGCCUGCCUUCGUCACGCUCGUCGUCUGAUAAUUUUGAGUCGAUCGACGAAAUACGUCAAGGGUUUGGGAGCCGAUCCGCGAAAGACAAGGACUUGAAGACCCCCGCAUGACGGCCCCUCCUCACGAACAUAAUCACGUCCUCAAUGGCAAAUCGAGAAACUGAGAUUUUCUCUUAGCUCAUGAAUUCCCAGGCCGUUCCGUCCUGGCGAUGACCUCGCGUGACCAAACUGACGGCAAGAAGUCUCUCGGCGCGCCUCGUCGAGUUGACGGAAGGGCGGUAGCUUCAGUGCAACACCUCUGUCAAUGCUUGCAAACAUUUCCGCCCGCAAACUUGAAGCAUGACCGGGAACACCAUCAUCAUGCCCCCCCCCCACAACAAGACUGA
Molecule: messenger RNA, 8041 nt
Organism: Ectocarpus sp. CCAP 1310/34
Lineage: Eukaryota; Phaeophyceae; Ectocarpales; Ectocarpaceae
Source: the annotation of a GenBank genome assembly